Molecule: messenger RNA, 1268 nt
Organism: Dentiscutata heterogama
Lineage: Eukaryota; Fungi; Glomeromycota; Glomeromycetes; Diversisporales; Gigasporaceae
Source: the annotation of a GenBank genome assembly
AUGGCAAAAAGAAGAGACGGAGAAGAAAAUUUAUCACAUUGCUCUGAGUCUUCCUCUAUAAUCGUAUCCGGUGACUCAAGCCUUCAAGAUCAUCAAGAAGCAUCCGAAAUUUUUAACUUUGCCGGCUUUAAGGAUACAAAGAUUGAUAACAAUCCUAUUAUCGAUCUUAUACUUCAGCAUAACCUAAAUUGUGUUGCACAUAACGAUCCAAUACGAUCUGGUCAUCUUUUUGCAACCUUUCCACACCCAUUAUUAUAUAACAAAAAUCCCGAUAAGUUUGAUGCAAUCAUAAACCGGAAUGAUCGUCAGUUUGGAAAACUAGCCCAUCCAUUAUCAAGGAAGAUGGCAGAAUGGUUUUUCGAGAUUUAUAAACGAUCAAAUUUUACUUCUCACCAUUUCGAAAGGCCAGAGUUUCUCACAUCUAAGGAGGGGCAUUUGGCGGUGCAAAUUGCGUCUACCAUACAAUUAUCCGUGAAUCAUUAUCAAAAAACGGGUAUGAAUUCUCAAUCAGUAAAUUCUGAAGCUACCUGGGUAAAUUUCGUGGAAACCCUGCUAAAAGGUAUUAUUAAUCGCAUUAAAAAUCUGGUAUAUGAAAACACUUUAAGUACAACCGUGGAUUAUCUUGACUAUCAAAAGGAGAAUGGAGAAAUCUGCAAAAUUAAGCCAGGUGGGACUAUAUAUUUUGUUAUCCCCGAAAUGCAUUUUCCAAUUGGAUUCCUUGAAGGUCAGAAGCCGUACCUGCCAAACGCAACAAAAAAAUCACAGACCGAUGCAGAAAAGCUACAAAGGGAGAUUAAAUUGGCGCACGAUUCUCUUUUGAGAGACAUACAAAGCAAAUAUUCAGCUCGGAUUUCGAAAGAAGUCGCUAAAAAAAUAUUUGAAAUUCCAUUCAUCACAUCUCAAAUAACUGGUGAAUAUUUUGAAAGUCUACAUUUAUUAUUGAACAAUUUAUCAACUGAAUGUUUCUUUGUAGGUUCUGAAGCAAUAAUCUCAGUCUCAGAUCGAACGCUUCAUCCAAUAUUGACAACGUGGGAAUUAUGCCGGUUCCGUAUUGAUUUUCACAAGUUAGAAAGGAUAAACGAUAUUCAGAAAAUUUUUUCGGGAAUAUUCGUAUUGCAGGAAUUGUUUGAAAAAAUAGAUACGAGUUGGAAUGAACUUUUUAUAUUUUUGGCUGAUGCUCCUCAGCUACUACCAAAAAAACGCUACAAUUUGUCAACAGGAAUCAUCCCAUUUUAUCAUUAUGCUCUGGGAGAAUAUGACUCUCUUGA